AUGGCACUUAAGACAGUGGUGUCCACGCUGGUGGCGUCUUCGGACGCUGACCUUGAAACCUAUUUCAUAAGUAAUCAAAUAUCGCCACUUGUCCAUUUGAUUAAUAACUAUUUGUCACGUGGUAUAGCACUACAGACGCGCGUAGACUGCGAUAACAACAACGAGAGCCACGAGGCAGUAGCAGGAACGCUUUUAGUCGACUCUGGUGCCGUGUUUUCGCUCUUUCUCCGUCUAGUAGACGCCCAACCACAGCUGCUACAGCGAGCAAUGGACUGCGGGUUGCUGCACGUAACAAGACUGUUUUACAUUCAGCAACUGCACGACCUCUAUGUGAAAGUAGUGCAGGCUAAACGGGACCAAGUGGUGGAUUUGAUUCGAAGCAUGUACGAGUUUAGUCUGUCUUUGGGUGGAAUGACGACGGCUACUAAAAUUAUUGCCGACCUUGCAUCAGCAUGUAUCAACUUCUCACGACGAGACUCGUCUAGUGGAGAGAAGCUGCUGGCUGGUCUGCAUGCUUUGAGUAAUGGCUGUUUGGACGACGAUGCCGAGCACGGGUCGUUCCUAAGUGACUUGUGGUAUUUUUGCGAGUACAAGGAAUAG
Messenger RNA from Peronospora belbahrii, 600 nucleotides. The record is from the annotation of a GenBank genome assembly. Lineage: Eukaryota; Oomycota; Peronosporomycetes; Peronosporales; Peronosporaceae.